Schistosoma turkestanicum is the source of this 2025-nucleotide messenger RNA. Lineage: Eukaryota; Metazoa; Platyhelminthes; Trematoda; Strigeidida; Schistosomatidae. The record is from the annotation of a GenBank genome assembly.
AUGAAGUGGAUAUAUUAUGUAAUCAGUUUAUUUAUAAACCACUUGAUCUGUAUUAACAGUACAAAAUAUCAUGAAGUAAUUGGAAAAAAUUCAGAUGAAUUGAUUAACAGUCAAGAAGAUAAUGAUCAGAAACAUCAAACCGAUCAAGUCACUACAUUGAUUGAACCUGUCAUGACAGAUGAACAACGAUUAUUAUCGAAAAUAUUAAAUGGUUAUGAUACAGCUUCUAGACCGACAUUUAAUGCGUCAAAAAGUGUACAAGUUGGAUUUCAAUUUACAUUGAUACAAAUUAGUCAGUUGGAAUGGAUUGAUGAACGGCUUACAUGGGAUCCUCAAGAUUAUAAUAAUUUGUCCAGAAUAAGAAUACCAUGUCAAAAAUUAUGGUUACCAGAUAUAGUAUUAUAUAAUAGUGCAGAUGAUUAUAAAACAGAUUAUAUGCAAAGUAAAGCAAUGGUACAAUCGAAUGGUAAUGUAUUUUGGCCACCACCAGCGAAAUUACGAUCAACUUGUAAAAUUGACAUAACUUAUUUUCCAUUUGAUGAUCAGUCAUGUACCAUGAAAUUUGGUUCAUGGACAUAUGAUGGUUGGCAAGUGAAUGUUAUUAAAAGGCAUGAUGAAGUAGAUAUAUCGAAUUAUGUUGAAAAUGGAGAAUGGGAUCUACUCAAAGUUGUAGUAGAAAGACAUGAGAUAUUUUAUCCAUGCUGUGAUGAACCAUAUCCUGAUCUACGAUUUACCAUUUAUAUGCGUCGACGUACACUUUAUUAUUUGUUCAAUAUUAUUUUCCCAUGUUUAUGGUUAACAGUGUUAAGUUUAGUGAGUUUUUGGUUACCGCCAGAUUCCGGUGAAAAAAUCACACUUGGUAUAACUGUCCUUUUAGCAUUCAGUGUAUUCAUGUUAUUGAUUGCAGAGAAUAUGCCGGCUACAAGUGAAUUUGUACCUUUAAUUGGUGUUUAUCUUACAGUGACAAUGGCGAUGACAUCAUUGUCAAUUAUAUUAACUGUCUUAGUAUUACACCUUCAUCAUACUGGAUCAAAUCGACAACCAGUGCCUAAAUAUGUAAGAAAAAUAUUUUUUCAUUAUAUAGCCAAAAUAUUAUGUUUAAAUAAUGUACAAAGAUAUCAAAUCAAACGGAAUCAAUCAUUGAAAAUGGCUAAACAUUCAAAAUUGAUGUUAGAUCAAAUUAAAAGUCAAAUUGUUUUCACUGAUAACAACAAUGAUGAUUCUACGAAUGCAAAUCUGAACAUUGAUAAUAACAAUGAUUGUUUCAUCAACAAAACUCCAAUCUCCAAAACUCCAUCUCAGUCAAAUAAAACUUUGUUAUAUCAUAAUUAUCUACCAUCAGAUGUGAUCAGAUCAACUCGAUUAACAGAAAGCAAAAAACCAAUAGUAUUUUCCAAUUAUACAGAAAAAUAUUUCACUACCAAUCAUGAACAAGAUGAUUCCACAAUGAAUGAAUCCACCAUGAAUCGAAUGAGUUCACCCGAUUUGAAUACACUCCAAUCGUCAACAUUUGAACAAACCCCUGUGAAUCAACCUAAAAAUAUUCAUGUUGUUCAAAUCGUCACUGAUACAAAUGACCGGAAAUCGAAUUCAAACAAAAAAUCAACUGAAAAAUUAAUUCAUAGUCGUUUUAAACAUUAUGAAAUGUCAUAUGAUUAUCGAACAUAUUAUACUAAAUCUAGUGAUGAUUUAAAUGAUCAUUUCAAGUCAAUCAAUCCAUUGAAAAAGUCUACACCUCAUUCAAAUAAUUAUCAACCGUAUAAACAAGACGAAUUGCGUCUGUUAAAACAAUUAUCAAAUAUUCUAAUGAAAGCUGAGCAACAACAACAAAUCACACAAAUUUAUUUACAUAAUUUAUGCAAGAAACAAUGUGAAGAACAAUAUAUUUCAGAUUUGAUCAAUGAAUGGCGUAUAUUGGCAGUGAUUGUAGAUCGUUUGUUAUUUUGGUUAUUUUUAGCAAUUGCUGUCAUUGCCACUAUUGUUAUAUUAUUAAUUAUGCCUUUAUUCAAGCCAACUUAUGCAUAA